UGGAACCGUGACUUCAAAUCUACACAACCCUUCAUUUCAGCCUCCUCUCUCUCUCCUACUAUUUUCCUCAGUGUCUCCCAGAUUCAGAUCGGAUCCUAAGUUAGGGUUCUCUCUGAUGGAAGCAAAGAAGAAUCUUCGAUGUUUCCUCUUUCUUCUGGCUGUCGCUCCUCUUCUGCAGCUCUGCUUCUGUGACGGCGAUGCCACGGUGUUCUACGAGUCUUUUGAUGAGUCGUUUGACGGUCGUUGGGUUGUCUCAGCGAACGAAGACUAUCAAGGUGUUUGGAAGCAUGAAAAGAGCGAGGGACACGAUGAUUAUGGUCUUCUUGUGAGCGAGAAGGCCAGGAAGUAUGGUAUCGUGAAAGAGCUCGAUGAGCCCGUCAGUCUCAAGGAUGGAACCGUCGUCCUCCAGUAUGAUGUUCGUUUCCAGGAUGGUCUUGAGUGCGGUGGUGCAUACAUCAAGUACCUCCGUCCUCAAGAGGCUGGAUGGACCCCGAAGGGUUUCGACAGUGAGUCGCCCUAUUCUAUUAUGUUUGGGCCUGACAAGUGUGGUGCCACAAACAAGGUGCAUUUCAUUUUGAAGCAUAAGAAUCCAAAGAGUGGAGAGUACGUGGAGCACCAUCUCAAGUUCCCUCCAUCUGUCCCAUAUGACAAGUUGUCCCACGUUUACACAGCGGUCAUAAAGCCUGACAAUGAGCUCAGGAUUCUGGUUGAUGGGGAGGAGAAGAAAAAGGCAAACUUUCUUUCGGCUGAAGAUUUCGAGCCUCCCCUAAUUCCCCCAAAGACUAUCCCUGACCCGGACGACAAGAAACCUGAAGACUGGGAUGAGAGAGCAAAAAUUCCGGAUCCUGAUGCUGUCAAGCCAGUUGAUUGGGAUGAAGAUGCGCCUAUGGAAAUUGAAGAUGAGGAAGCUGUGAAACCGGAAGGAUGGUUGGAUGACGAGCCUGAGGAUGUUGAUGAUCCCGAGGCAACGAAACCCGAAGACUGGGAUGAUGAUGAGGAUGGCGAGUGGGAAGCCCCAAAGAUCGAUAACCCUAAGUGUGCUGAAGCUCCUGGCUGUGGCGAAUGGAAGAGGCCUAUGAAGAGGAACCCUGCUUACAAGGGCAAAUGGAGUUCCCCUCUUAUCGAUAAUCCGAACUACAAGGGUAUCUGGAAACCCCGGGAAAUUCCUAAUCCCGAUUACUUUGAACUCGAGAAGCCAGACUUUGAGCCUGUAGCUGCUAUCGGGAUCGAGAUUUGGACAAUGCAAGAUGGUUUACUGUUCGACAAUAUUUUGAUUGCUAAAGACGAAAAGGUUGCAGAAUCGAUCCGUUUGAGCACAUGGAAGCCGAAGUUUGAGGAUGAGAAAGAGAAACAGAAGGAAGAGGAAGACACAGCUGAUCAGGACGGUCAUCUCAAGGGCUUCCAGAAGAAGGUGUUUGAAUUACUGUACAAGAUUUCAGAUAUUCCAUUUCUCAGUGACUACAAGCUCAAGAUUCUUGAUCUCAUCGAGAAGGCCGAGAAACAACCUAACAUCACCAUCGGUGUCUUUGUUGCCAUCGUGGCGGUGUUCCUUACUCUCGUUCUCAAGCUCCUCUUCGGUGGGAAGAAAGUGGCGAAGCCUGAGACCAGAAAGCCGGAAACCACAGAGGUGUCGGGUAGCGAGGGAACGAGCCACGAGAAAUCCGAAGAGAAUGAGGAGAAGGACGAGACCGCAGGAGCAGCGGCACCUCGUAGGAGACCGACCAGACGGGACAACUGAGCCAAUGGAGGGAACAAAAAAAAAUCGGUAUGCUAUGGGAGAAGUUUUUGAAGCUGCGUAGUUUUAUGGUCUGUGCCUCUCUUAGACUCUGGAAAAAGUGGACAUUUCACAUGAAUGAAUGGAUAAGUUUGUUGUUCUCUUCUCUAAGGUUUUGCCCUGGUUUUUUUUUUGGUUGAGGUAUUUGGAAUGUAAGGUUUGUAAAUGAGACAGAUCACGAUCAUAUUAGAUACUGAUUUAUUUGAAUCUGCCCGAGCUGAUUUA
Molecule: messenger RNA, 1999 nt
Organism: Tarenaya hassleriana
Lineage: Eukaryota; Viridiplantae; Streptophyta; Magnoliopsida; Brassicales; Cleomaceae
Product: calnexin homolog 1-like
Exons: 6
Coding region: 116-1738 (540 amino acids)
Biological process (GO): protein folding
Cellular component (GO): endoplasmic reticulum membrane; endoplasmic reticulum
Molecular function (GO): calcium ion binding
Source: RefSeq, a predicted model, not a curated record